AUGAUACGAAAGUUUGCGAAAUAUUGGCGCGAUUCUGCCUCCUUGCUUGUGGUGGCACGGGACCACGCGUCGGUACCGAAAGACCAGUACAAUUACAAGGUGCUCGUCUUCAAACGCACAGCCAAAACGUCGUUCAUGCCGAACAGCAUCGUUUUCCCCGGUGGUGGUUUCGACAAGCAGGACGCUUCGAUUGACUGGAACUCGUUUUUCCGUGACCGAAACGUAUCGACUUCCGCGUUAGAGAACCUGACGAAGGUAGCUGGAUCGCGGCCGUACCUUUUCCACACCGAAAGUGCAGAUUUGCUUGACCGCAACAUAUCGCUGCGGUUGUGUGCUUUGCGUGAAGCCUUCGAAGAGCUCGGUGUACUGCUGGUACAUGACGGGGAUCGGAAAUCGGGCUACAGUCGGUGCGUGGACACGUUCGACGUUGCGACUUGGCAGCAAAAGAUACACGACGGUAAAGCGUCCUUCCAGGAGCUCCAUUCCACGCUAGGUAGCGCGCCGGAUGUGCUUAACCUGUACGAAUGGUCCUGCUGGUUAACGCCCUCCAUGUUCCGUAAGCGGCGAUUCGAAACGGUGUUCUAUCUGGCGGUGUUGGAUGAAAAACCUACCGUGCUACCGGAACAGCAUGAAGUGCAGGAAUAUUUCUGGGACACACCGACGGGGUUGCUGGAAGCGCAUCGUGCGGAGAGGAUUUGGCUGGCACCGCCACAAACGUACGAACUGGCCCGACUCAGCUACGUCCACGAUAUCGACCAGCUCGCAUCAUUCGCCGUCAACCGCAAUCGGAAGGGCUCGACCGUUCUCUGUACGGUGCAGUACAAUGCAGCUGAUGGUGUGGUUUUCGUUUUACCCGGGGACGACCUUUACCCGCACGGGUACGAUUAUAUCGGUGAUAAUCCGGAUCUUGAUAAAUACGGCGAGCAGACGAGGGAAGAAAUUCGAAGACAAUCGAAACGGUUACACCGUGUCGAACAUACGGAUCUGCACCAUCAGGAGUUUUUCCUCAACCAGCAUCCGCUGGACGACCAUCUCCAUAUACAGGGACAAAAUGCACAUUUGCAAGGAUUCCGUGAACCAUAAAGUGGACACAAUUCGAGACAGACAGCGAAAAUCUUGUACAAAAAGUAGUGAAAGCAAUUUAGCGCAAUAAGUUUAUAACGGGCUACUAG
Anopheles nili is the source of this 1172-nucleotide messenger RNA. Its product is annotated as acyl-coenzyme A diphosphatase NUDT19-like. The transcript has 3 exons. Gene Ontology annotation, molecular function: hydrolase activity, acting on acid anhydrides, in phosphorus-containing anhydrides. Bases 1 to 1083 code for a protein of 360 amino acids. Lineage: Eukaryota; Metazoa; Arthropoda; Insecta; Diptera; Culicidae. Gene Ontology annotation, cellular component: mitochondrion. The record is from RefSeq and is a predicted model, not a curated record.